UUAACCUAAGAUAAACUCAGCUAAGAUAGGCUAACGUUACUGCGCGACGAUGAGCGACGAAAUGUCUCCUGACUUCGUUUUGAUGCGUCUCCUCGUUUCGGCGGCUGAGUACGACCACCUGGAGCACCUGGACCGGCAGCCUGAACACGUCACAUCCGGUAAAACUGGCCUGCCUCACGGCCGGUUCGAUGUGGAUUCCGGGGGUCCCACUCCAGGCCUUCUCGGGUCGGCUUCUCCGCACUACAGCUCGCCUCUGCCCGGCAAAGGUGAGCUAGAAGGCCGGCUGCUUUUGCCGGAAGCACCACCAGGCUCCGAGGAGGAGGACGACUUGGACUUCCCCGGCUCUGGGAGGGCUGGGUCGAGGGCGCAGUUGAUGGUGUUCCGGAACCGGAUGUUGGAAUUCGGCCUGGAGCAAUCCCCUUUGGAGGGGAAGGAGACCCGGUGGGUGGACUCCUUGGAGUCGUGUUCCGGUUCGUCCGGGGCCGCGGAAGAGCGGGACGUCUGUUGCGUCUCGCCUUCUGAGAAGAACCAAUGCGAAACGUCUGGGUCGGUCCUCUGCCACCCGCUGGCCAAUUGGCCUCAGAUGGGUCUGGGAAAGAACUGUUGCACGGGCGAUGAGGAGGUGCUCCUUGCUCUGAACCCGACACCGGACCAGGCGGCGGGAAAGGAAGGUGAUGAUAGCGUAGCUGCCUCCCUCCCUCGGUGCUCUUGUCUCCUGGCCGCCGGGGGGAUGUCACCGGGCGAGGAUCCGAGUGAGACCAGUGAUGCCCUUCUGGUUCUGGAAGGCUUGGAUACGGAUGGCGACGUCGGGGACUUGGGGCAGUGUAGGAGGGUGGAGCCCGUGUUCUCCAGUGGAACUCUCAGUGGGCUGAUGCAACAGGUCCACAGACUGGCGGGGGAGGCAGGGGUCUGCACCCAUCAGACGUGGAGGACCCCCACAGCCAUCCACGGCCCCACCGGCUCUCUCCCGAACCAUAUCGCUGACUGUCUCCAAGCUUCCCCUGCCAGCCCUCUAUCCCCCACACCAGCACCACGACAUCGCCCGCAACAUCAAUCCCGCUCUCAACCCCAGAGCCGGGCCACCACCCCAAAGCUGUGCUCGGCCACUGGAGGCCGUUCAGCCUCCCCCCUGGUGGUUCUGGAAGGGGACUUGGCAGGUGGGGACAGGACGCCCAGGGGCAAGUCCAGGAAAGGGGGGUCCCUGAAGGUGCGACUAAGUAAACUGUUCCGGACCAAGAGCUCGUGCGGUGGGACGGGGGGCCUCCUGGACAAAAGGCCGUCGCUCGCCUCGUCCACUUCGUCGGGUGGGAGUCUGGUGGACGUGUGGGGGUCCGCCAGAUUGUGGGGGUCCACCUGCAGCAACAUGGAGGACGGUGGCAGGCUGCAGACGGCCACGCUGACGUGCACGCCGCCCUUCACCGGUGAAACGGUCUCUCUGGUGGAUGUGGAGAUUUCUCGGAGGAGCUGUCUCCACCCCCCGACUCCUCCACCUCCACCCAGACGAAGCCUCAGUCUGCUCGAUGAUUUGGGUGGUCCCCCGCCUCCGCGGAUUCCGUUGUCCGAGUUUGUCGGUGGAGCGUCGAUGCAGUCCCUGCCCCCCCGUCCCAUGGGUGUGCCCCCCUCCCUGAGCACCAUCCAGCACAGCUUGAGUCUUAAUGACUCGUUCCUGCGGGGGCUACCCAGGCCUGUCCCACUGCGGGCCGACGCCCGGCACCUGCCGGCGCCCCGCCCGGCGCCCCGCCGUCCCCUCAAGCGUCCCGACGCCGGCAACUUCGCCAGCAGUCUCCGAGAGCUGGAAAAGUGUGGCUGGUAUUGGGGUCCCAUGACGUGGGAGGACGCCGAGAUGAAGCUGAAGGGCAAAGCGGACGGCUCCUUCCUGGUGCGGGACAGCUCGGACCCUCGCUACAUCCUCAGCCUGAGCUUCAGGUCGCAGGGUGUCACACACCACACACGCAUGGAGCACUAUCGAGGGACCUUCAGUCUGUGGUGUCAUCCUAAGUUUGAGGACCGUUGUCAUUCAGUGGUGGAGUUCAUCGAGCGUGCCAUUAUGCACUCCAAGAACGGGAAGUUCCUCUACUUCCUGCGCUCCCGAGUACCAGGUCUGCCGCCCACGCCGGUGCAGCUCCUGCAUCCCGUGUCCCGCCUGAGCAGCAUCAAGUCACUCCAGCACCUUUGUCGCUUCUGCAUCCGCCAGCUGGUUCGCGUAGACCACAUCCAGGAACUCCCGCUGCCCACGCCGCUCAUCGCCUACCUGCGAAGGUUUUACUACUACGACCCUGAGGAGGAGGUCAGCCCCGCCAAGGAGGCCGGUGACGCACAAACGUAGCAAAUCAGCGUGCCGACUAGUGUGAGACAUUCAAAGAUGGACUUGAAGCUGGACAGCCAAUCAGCUCUCUUGCUACGUCGUCUAUCAAGUUUGGACAACCUUUCUUUUCUGAGCUCUCUGACUGGCUUCUGUCAGCGGGUGGAAAAGAAAGCACUCCUCCUUGGCUUCUGUUGUUGCCGCCGAGUUUUGGCUAAAGACGCUAACUGCGUGGCUUCCUGGAACCGACAGAAUAACAGGACGUUUACUGGACGUUGACGCUCUCGCAUGUAAAAGAAGCCCAAGCCUCGUCCAUCCCGGUGAGUGACAGCCAGGAAGUGGGCGGGACCCGAACAUUGAUGAUGUCACGUGACUCGUGCUGGGACACGCCUCAAUGAUGAUGUCAUAUUUGUGAGCUGUCAAUAAAUGUAGGCGGGACUCUUCA
Syngnathus typhle (broad-nosed pipefish) is the source of this 2747-nucleotide messenger RNA. Its product is annotated as suppressor of cytokine signaling 7-like. Gene Ontology annotation, molecular function: 1-phosphatidylinositol-3-kinase regulator activity. The coding region runs from base 50 to 2326 and encodes 758 amino acids. Lineage: Eukaryota; Metazoa; Chordata; Actinopteri; Syngnathiformes; Syngnathidae. Gene Ontology annotation, biological process: intracellular signal transduction; phosphatidylinositol phosphate biosynthetic process. The transcript has 10 exons. The record is from RefSeq and is a predicted model, not a curated record. Gene Ontology annotation, cellular component: phosphatidylinositol 3-kinase complex.